ACCUCAAAAGCUGACUGUCAAACGAGCAAAACAAACGGAUUUUCUUCCAUGAAUUUCUAUCGUUAAUGUAAUUGUACGUAGUUAAUUCAGUUAUAAUUUAUCGUUAACUACAAGAAAAAUGUUUCCGAGCAUAGCUACCCGCGUUAGAACAGCAUCUAAGCGAACUACGCCGUUGUUGAGUUUUGUUCGGACUCACAAAGCAGCGUAUGAAGGGGAGGGCAAAACCACAGUGCGUGUGCUGAACCAGGAACAAGAUCUGGGGCUGAUGAUCGACGCUUAUGCCACGUACGGGUUCCGGUUAAACAAUGGUAUCACAGUCCUGGGUCCGCUGGCCAUCUUCCCCCGCACCAUCCUGUCGUGGCAGGUGCCGCACUCCGACGCCAUCACACCGGAGUCUCUGAGGCUGUUCAAAAUGCUAGAACCUAAAAUGGACCUUAUUGUGAUCGGUAUGGAGAGUAAAGAGCGCAGCACGAUAACGAAGGUGUUCAUGGCGGCGAAACAGGCGGGACUGACCGCGGAGAUACUCCCCGUGGAGCAUGCGUGCGCCACCUUCAACUUCCUCAACGCGGAGGGGCGAACUGUGGCGGCGGCGCUGAUCCCGCCCCUGAACGUGGAACCAAACGAGAACGACAUGCUGCAGUCGCAGCUGCACUACCAGAACCUCUACAUGCAGGACCUCUCCGGCUGAUAUCUCAUUAUUGGAGUACAGAUGCUGUAGUACCAGGGAUGUUGCGCAUGCAGAUUUUUUUACGUCCGCGGAUGCGGGUAUUUAAAGGCUCAAAUCCGUGGAUGCGGAUGCGGAUGUCAAGAUUAGGUACUUAAAAAACGUCAUAUUAUACAUUUUUAGUAAUUUUUAUUUAAAAAAAAACGAAACUUUUAUUUAUUUAUUUAUUUAUGUAUUUAUUUAAUCUUUAUUGCACAAAAGAAAAAUCUUAUAGUACAAAAGGCGGACUUAAUGCCAUAAGGCAUUCUCUACCAGUCAACCUUAACCUAAACUAACCUAAACUUUUGUAUUUGAGCAAGAAUAUAUGUGCGUUAUAUUUAAUAAAAAAUAACUUGUCCGACAUUUCUGGAUCUAGACGAUUUCGUUAUAGGUAAUGACGAAAUUACCUAGAGCACUUACGCCGCCGCUAAGACGUUCCUGUACCUACUUGUUCGACAUCCGCAUAAGCUCCGCAUCGAUAUUGUUGAAAAAAUUGCCUUCAAAGCUUGCAGUUUGAAACUAUAACCACAGUGUAAAAAGUAACAGUGGACCGACGCCUUUGAUGUUUGCGUAAAUGCCGACACCGCACAAGAAUACAGUAGGGUUGUCAAAAAAGACGCUACGAGUAAAGUGGGGACACUAAAAAUGGCGACGUAUGGAGCUCGGGUGCGAGCGAACCUUACAAGUUUUUACAAUGUGUUACAAUUUUAUUUUGUUAUAUUUUUCACGAAAAGAAAGGGUUUGGAGACUUAUAUGUUCGAUGAGCCACAAUAAUAAUUGUACGAAAUAAAAAAAAUAAACCCCCCCUAGGGUGACCCCCUAGGGGAUAGUAGGUAGUGGGGGGUUGAAAUUUUGCGAAUGGUAUUAUAUCCUUAUAGGGAAUUGUUAGUCCAUAGUUUCAAACCUUAAGCUUUAGAAUUUUUCCAAGGCUAUCCCUGCUACAUCCAAAAUGAAAAUUUUAUCUUUAUAAUGAAAUUGUAAAUAUAUUUGUAGUUAAUUAGUGUAAUUUAUUGUUAACUAUGUUGUUAGAUAAAUAAAACAAUUCGAAU
Molecule: messenger RNA, 1752 nt
Organism: Cydia fagiglandana
Lineage: Eukaryota; Metazoa; Arthropoda; Insecta; Lepidoptera; Tortricidae
Product: NADH dehydrogenase [ubiquinone] 1 alpha subcomplex assembly factor 3
Exons: 5
Coding region: 119-688 (189 amino acids)
Biological process (GO): mitochondrial respiratory chain complex I assembly
Cellular component (GO): mitochondrial inner membrane
Source: RefSeq, a predicted model, not a curated record